Mercurialis annua (annual mercury) is the source of this 1163-nucleotide messenger RNA. Its product is annotated as auxin-responsive protein IAA16. Gene Ontology annotation, molecular function: protein binding. Lineage: Eukaryota; Viridiplantae; Streptophyta; Magnoliopsida; Malpighiales; Euphorbiaceae. The record is from RefSeq and is a predicted model, not a curated record. Gene Ontology annotation, biological process: regulation of DNA-templated transcription. The coding region runs from base 141 to 905 and encodes 254 amino acids. Gene Ontology annotation, cellular component: nucleus. The transcript has 5 exons.
ACCUCUUCUUUCUUCCCACACAAUUACAUCUCAUUUCUCAUAAUUUUCUUCUCAAAAUCAAAUAAUUUCAAGAAAAGUGAAUAGAAUUGAGAAUUUGGAUUCAAAUUAAGAUUUUUUUUGCGUUAAUUUGGUGUGAAAUCAUGACCAGCUUAGCGAGCGCAGAGCGCGAUAAUUAUAUGAUGAUUAAUUUUGAAGAAACGGAGCUGAGGCUAGGAUUACCCGGAGGAGGUAAGAGCAGUAAUGGAGGUGACACUGAAAUUGCGAAGAGUAUUGGUAAUGGGAAGAGAGGAUUCUCGGAGACUGUGGAUUUGAAGCUUAAUCUUUCCACUAAAAAGGAUAUUAAUGUCGGAGAGGAGAAGAUGAAGGAGAAAGCUGUAAAUGAUCCGGCCAAGCCACCAGCUAAGGCACAAGUUGUAGGUUGGCCGCCAAUUCGGUCGUUCAGGAAAAAUGUCAUGGCUGUACAGAAAAACACUAGCGACGACGAGGGCGAAAAGGGCGCUGUCACAUCCGCUGUAGCCGCCACGGCUACCUCCGGUAGCGGUAGUGGUGCUUUUGUGAAGGUUAGCAUGGAUGGUGCACCAUACUUGAGAAAAGUGGACUUAAAAUUGUACAAGAGCUACCAAGAACUUUCUGAUGCCCUAGGCAAAAUGUUCAGCUCCUUUACAAUUGGUACUUGCGGACCACAAGGAAUGAAGGAUUUCAUGAAUGAGAGCAAGUUGAUAGAUGUUUUGAAUAGUUCUGAAUAUGUGCCUAGUUAUGAAGAUAAAGAUGGAGACUGGAUGCUUGUAGGAGAUGUGCCAUGGGAAAUGUUUGUGAACUCAUGCAAAAGAUUAAGGAUAAUGAAAGGAUCUGAAGCAAUUGGACUUGCUCCAAGAGCAGUGGAGAAAUGCAAGAACAGAAGCUGAGGAAGUAGAUUGAUAAUGGGUAAAUUCCAAUCUCACCAAGUCACUAUGAUCAAAGGGAAAAAGCAUUGAGCAGGGAAUUUGGAUAUGAAUGUCUUUUUUUCUUUAGUUUUUUUGGGUUUUCUCAUGACAUAUAAAUAUAUAUUUGGAGAUAAAUUAGAGACAUGAAGUAAUAAAUAUUAUAAAUAGGAGAUGGUUAUCAAACUUGUUAAUUAUAUAAAUAUUGUUUUGGUUUGAUAUGAUAUGAUUUUCUUACAAUUA